UCCGACUGAGUAGCAGACGACAUCCGUCCUCUCCCCAGCCCACAAAUGUCUCGCGCUACUUUCAAUGAGUUGUUGAUUGCUGAAGUUGCUAAACGACCUAUUCUUUGGGACGUAAAGAGUAAACAUUUCCGGAAUAAGCAAAAGAAGAUGAUCCUCUUGGAAGAAGUUGCCGAGAUUCUUAAAGAAGUCGAUGAAUCUGUGACAGCAGACGAACUACAAGCACGUUGGAAGAACCUCAAGGACACAUUCAGGAAAAAAAUAAAAGAAGAAAAAAAAGUCAAAAAGAGCGGUGCUGCAGCUCCAUCGAAGACAGCAUAUUGGCCGCACACUGAACAGAUGACUUUCCUCAGAGACGUAUUGGAACCUAGGUGGAGCAUCAGUAACAUGGAUGCCAGCGAGGAAACAGUGGUUCCAACAUCCUUGCCUGUGGAGCCACUCGACCUCCCAUCGCAAGCUUUCCGGAAUGGUUCCGAUGUUGAUAACUGCCCCGCCACAAGAAAUCCGUUUGAACUUAUAUUCCAAAAACCUAGCGUAUCAGAACGGGUUACAACACCACCUAAUCCGCCACUCCACCUACCGCCUCCCUGCAAUCUACCGCCUUCCAAUCCACCACUUUCCAAUCCAUCACAGGCUGCCAGCUGCCCAAGAGAAAGUGAGGAAGUUUCAUCGACGCCACAACAAAGGUCAAAGCAGCAGCGAAAAAGAGAAUUGGAAACUGUCGAUGACGAACUGAACGCAGUGCGCAACGUCAUUGCGGCUCACAAGCCGAUGGACGCUAACGGGUUAUUUCUUUUGUCUUUGAAACCAUACCUGCAAAGCACGCCACAAGAAAUGUUCACAAAUUUGAAGCUGGAUCUACUCCAUAUUUGCUCCACCUAUAGCGAGGGGCGCCGUCCUCUUUCACUGCGUUCAUACGAUUGGUGA
This is a messenger RNA of Rhipicephalus microplus (southern cattle tick), 924 nucleotides long. RefSeq lists its product as uncharacterized. Gene Ontology annotation, biological process: regulation of transcription by RNA polymerase II. NCBI's taxonomy places the organism in Eukaryota, Metazoa, Arthropoda, Arachnida, Ixodida, Ixodidae. Gene Ontology annotation, cellular component: transcription regulator complex; nucleus. The record is from RefSeq and is a predicted model, not a curated record.